AUGGCAAUUAGCAGACUAUCACUUUGUGAAUCCAAAGAUUCUAUGCCCAGGCCAGUGGAAGAUCCAGGGCCAAGGAAUGAUGAGGAAACCAAAAGAGAAGAGGGUGCAUCAAUUCAUGAUUUUCAGACCCCCGGAGAUAAAAAUGACAAGGCUUUUAAGGACAUUUUGAUUCCUUGUUCUAAAUGUCAAAAUGGCAUAAGUCAGUCUUUACUUUUAAGUCACCAACAGCAACACCAAGCUCUUACAUUACUAGGUUAUAAACAAAUGGAAUAUCCAAAAGAUAUAGAGCACCUUGCUUUACAAAAAAAUCAAACAAUAUCUAAAAUAAAAAGUGUUUCAAAUUAUAAGAUGAGAAAAGAACACAAGAUUAAUCACUCCUAUGAAAUACUAAAGGAAAUGUUAUUCUCCCCUACAACUUCUAAUUGCAAAAUUGAAAGACAAAUCUGUCACCAAUUUCAAGUUUAUCAACAUGAUACAGUCAAUGACUUAAUUGGAGGUCUUGCAGUUUGCUCUGAUAGAAAUAUGUUAUGGCAAAAAGAUAUGGAGGAUACAUUUGUUGUCCUUGACAAUUAUGGAAACCGAGCAAACACUUCCUUUAUUGGUGUAUUUGAUGGAUGUAAUGGCAAGUCUGCUGCUUGUACAUUGUCAGAGGACCUUCCUGUUCUAUUUCUUUCCCAAUUGUCAAACAAUGAUCCAUCAUACAAAAUGAGUGAUAAAGAAAUAAAAUGUAUUAGUUCCUUUGAUACAGUUUUCAAUUCUCACUACAAGGACAUAGAGAAUGGUUUUACUUCCUCUGUGACAAAUUUAGAAAAAAGAACAGGUUUUGAAUGGAUACACGUAUCAUAUGCUAAAGCGUUUUGGAGAAUGGAAAGGAUUUUACGCUUAGGAAGGAACGAAACAUCAAAAAUGAGAUGGAGUGGCAGCACUGCAGUAACCUGCUUAAUAGAAAAAACCUAUAAUGAUAGCACAGGGGAAGACAACAUACUUGGAAGUAGUGACCAGGAAAGUCAAACAAGGAAAAACAGGCUUGGGAUGCUACAUAUGGCAAACAUUGGAAACAUACAAGCUGUUUUAUGCAGAACUGGGAAAAGCUACCGCCUUACUAAGAACCAUAGUACAUCAAGUACUCAUGAAAAAAAACGUGUCGUAGAAAAUAGAGGAUCAGUCAGUACUAAUGAAGAUCAUGGUCUAGUUGGAGGAUUUAGCAAAGCAACACGAGGUCUUGGUUUCCACGGAGACACCAAACUGAAGAAUUCCAUAAUUCCAGCACCUCAUACUAUAUCAAUACCGAUUUAUGAUUCUGACCAGUUCCUUGUUGUUGCAUCAAAUGGUUUAUGGGAAGUUCUAAGUAAAAAACAAGUUGUUGCAAUAGCAAUUCAGGAGCUUGUAUCUUUCUUAAAUGAUUCCAACAAUUCAAAACCAAAAAAUGCUAAAACUCAAAAUGAUACAGAAAAUGAAACAAAUGAGGCAGAUUUGUCAACAUCUGAUUCAUCAAAUCAUUGUAAUCUAGAACCUAGUAUGCUGAAUAAAGUUGUAAGAGUUCCUGUAGCAAAUAUACAAAAUAGUGUUGAUAAUAAGGACAGAAUGGCAGACCUGUCAAAAUCUGAUCACUAUGAUCCAAAUAAUUUAGUGCUACAUAAUGACCUCUCUCUUCUUUUGAAUACACAAAACAGUGAUGUAAAACGUUCAGUACUGAAGGAUGAUACUGGUUUUGAAACAGGUGUGAAAUGUUCAGACAAAGGUGAAAAUCACUUGAAAGAAUUAUAUGGAAACGCAUCAAUUUAUGUAUGCAAACAAUUGGUGAAAACUGCAAUGUUGGUAGGGUCACAAACAAAUGUUACAGUUUGCCUCAUACUAUUACCUGGAUGUGAAAACAUGCACAAACUGCAGAAUGACUUGGUAUCUAAUAAAAGUUUUAAAAGUAAUUUUCUGAGAUAA
Molecule: messenger RNA, 1938 nt
Organism: Bombina bombina (fire-bellied toad)
Lineage: Eukaryota; Metazoa; Chordata; Amphibia; Anura; Bombinatoridae
Gene: PP2D1
Product: protein phosphatase 2C like domain containing 1
Exons: 3
Coding region: 1-1938 (645 amino acids)
Biological process (GO): protein dephosphorylation
Molecular function (GO): protein serine/threonine phosphatase activity
Source: RefSeq, a predicted model, not a curated record